Mesorhabditis belari is the source of this 1188-nucleotide messenger RNA. The record is from the annotation of a GenBank genome assembly. Lineage: Eukaryota; Metazoa; Nematoda; Chromadorea; Rhabditida; Rhabditidae.
AUGAGCUCAAAUCACGAUCAUUCGUUGAUUGGCUUUGGAACAAUCGCUGUGCAUGCUGGACAAGAACCCGAGAAAUGGGAUUCGAAUCAGGUGGUCGCCCCAAUCUCCCUCUCAACCACUUACAAAUGGGAACGAGCCGGGGAAAAGCCGAAUCACACGUAUUCCCGAUCGAGCAAUCCGACUCGAGAAGCAUUACAGCAAUGUCUAGCAGCUCUGGAAAAGGCGAAAUAUGCAACUGUUUACUCGUCGGGAGUUGCUGCUGGAAUGGCCGCUUUGAAUCUGUUGCAAGCUGGAGAUCAUUUCGUUGUUGACUCUGGGUCUUACGGGGGAACGCUGAGAUAUAUGAAAGAUAUUUGUGUUGGUAAACAUGGACUUCUCAGCACUGUCACCGAUUUCCUCGACUAUGAACAUUUUGCUGAAGAGAUCAAAGAAAAUACAAAGUUGGUUUUCUUUGAAACCCCGACGAAUCCGAUGCUGAAUAUCAUUGACAUUUCAAAAGUCGUCAGAAUUGUCAAAGAGAAGAACCCGAAAAUUCUUGUUGUUGUCGAUAAUACGUUUGCGAGUCCAUAUUUUCAGAAUCCACUCUCACAUGGAGCUGAUAUUGUUGUUCAUUCAAUGUCCAAGUACAUCAACGGACAUUCCGAUGUGGUGAUGGGAGCUGUUAUGACGAAUUAUCCGGAGAUUCACCAAGAGCUGAGAAGAAUCCAAAAUGUUGGCGGUUCAAUCCCUUCGCCAUUCGAUUGUUGGUUGGCUCUUCGUGGAAUCAAGACUCUUCACCUCCGAAUGGAAAAACACGCUCAAAAUGUAAAAAUCCUGGCUGAAUACUUGGAAAAACACGAUGGAGUUGAAAAGCUAGUUUGCGUCGCUUUACCGAGCCAUCCUCAUUUUGAGUUGAACAAUCGACAAGCAAGUGGAGCACCUGGGCUCAUCUCACUUUUCGUGAAGGGCGGACUAGAGAAAGCGACUUGUUUUCUGAAUUCGUUGAAGAUUUUUACUUGCGCCGAAUCGUUGGGUGGAGUGGAAUCCCUGGCGGCUCAUCCAUCUCAAAUGUCUCAUAAAGAGUUGAGUCGAGAAGAAAGGGAAAGAUUGGGGAUUAAAGAUCAUUUGGUUCGCCUCUCGGUGGGUAUCGAGGACCAUCGAGAUUUGAUCGCCGAUCUUGAGCAAGCUUUCAAAAAAGUCCAAGAAUUG